GAAACAUUACACUUUCAAGAUGGCAGCCUCCAGUGCACCACUGAAUGUCGGCACAUCAAGAAAAUACAGGAAAUCUUUGCUUUAUCUAAUGAUAUUUUUACUUAUUUUUCUGAUUUCCACAGUCAUUGUAAUGCUCUAUCCGAAUUCAGUGACAAGUCUGAUUAAAGAACCAGUAAAUACCUUGAAAAUAUGGUGCCUUUCUUACGGCGCUCUGGUACUUUGCGGAUAUAACUUGUUAUCAAGAAUGGAGUCGGAUCUCGAUGCUUCAUCGGCUAGCAAGAGAUCUAGUGGAAGCUCUACAUUUCUCAAUCAUGCCUCAGUUACAGUGGUGUCCAGCAUAAAAUAUGGAUUACUUCUUUUCUUCAGCUCAAUUGCCUUCCACAUAGUUGCAGUCCUUUAUGGUGCACCAUUUACAGAGACUGUGACAGAAACUGCCAUGUUUGGUGUUUUGCUGACAACCUUAGUGACCCUUCCAACUCUGUGUGUAUUAGGAACCAAUCUUGAGUGUUACAGCAGGCUCAUAGGCAGCAGAAGGCCACAUCCAGGUAUUGAGACCUGUUUAGCAUACAUCGUAGUCUUCAGUUUACUUGGUGCAUGGCUUGGGGCUUUCCCCAUUCCUCUAGACUGGGAUAGACCAUGGCAGAAAUGGCCAGUCUCUUGCUCUAUUGGUGCUUUGUCUGGACAUACACUUGGUCUAACUGCGUCCGUCAUUCACAGCGGGGGCGGGCUAGGAGACUCGUCAGAAACAUUCUUCGGUAGAAGCAAAAGCAAAAACUAUUGAUUUAGAUCAAGCUGAAACAGCAUAAUUUGCUACAGUUUUAGUUCUCAUGGUGAUUGCUAAGCCUAAGAAUGUCAGGAACAGCGACAAGAAGGACUGUAUGACAUAAACUUCCUAUAACUGGAGAGCUGGAAUGCACAAGACUUUGCCUUGGUGCAGGCAUUUCGACUUGUUUUUACUGACUCUUGAUAUGUGUUGACUGCUGACUUGAGAGCAAAGUGGAGCUCAGAAAAAUACAGUAUGCGUUGGCUUUGUGUAGGGUGGUCAUGAGGAUAACGUUACAUAUAUUUAGUUUUGAAUGGCAUGUUAAAAAAGAGGUGUUCUUUUGAAAUCUGUAUACUGUCACAUUUAAAGUUUAUUACUGAUGUGUAAAUUCAGGAAAGGGCAUCAACCCAUUUUUAUUAAGACUUUGGGAGGGCAAGUACAUUCAUCAGAAGCAUAUGUUACAUGCAAUCAUAGAAUACACAUUUUAUUAUGUUUAGGUGUAACCCCUGCCAUUUCCAGGUUCAACUUGUCUUUUUAUUGAAGCUUGUGAUAAAUAAUUUAUAUAAUGAAACCAAGUUACUCAAGUUUACAAAAUAUGUUUAGAUAAAGAAGAAUGUAGGGAAUCCAUCCCCCUAAUUUUGCAUUACGGUAAUAGUUUUCUUAAAAGAAGUUCAAAUUAAGAAGAAAAAAAAUUGCACCUGUUGUGCUGGGGAAAUAAAGUCUUGGGUUGCACCGCAUCUCAAACCAAACCCACUGGAUUAGAGUUUCCACAUGGAAUUUUUCUUUACUUCUUUACACCACAAGUUCCAUUCCAUCACCUUUCCUGUUGCGGGAAGGAGUGACAGCUGUAAAUAAGAUUUUCUUAUGAAUUAACUGAUGAACUCACUCACCUGAAUAUCCAUUUGUGUUCAGCAAUAUGGUGAGAUUAGCAAGCAUCAGUAUUGUUCCAAUCUUGAGACAUACCGGUGCAUAGGUGAUGAGGUGAUUUUUUAUUGCACAUUUUAGUAGUCCAUGUACUAUCACGGAGGUCUUUUGCCCAAGCUAAACAAGAUAUGAAGAUCAGGGCCCCGUCUUACAAAGAGUUCUCAAUCGCAGCCAUGUACAUAAGAGAUAGGAGACUGCAAACUUGCGAUUGAUCAAUCGCAAUUCUGUGUAAGACGGGGCCCAGAGUUGUCCCAAUUGUACAGAAAUGUGCCUAGAAUUCAGAUUCAUAUUCUAACCUAUGAUGUUAACCAUGACUACUGGUAUAUACAAAAUAAUAAAACAAAUCUUGGUACAUUCCACAA
Molecule: messenger RNA, 2049 nt
Organism: Strongylocentrotus purpuratus (purple sea urchin)
Lineage: Eukaryota; Metazoa; Echinodermata; Echinoidea; Camarodonta; Strongylocentrotidae
Product: phosphatidylinositol-glycan biosynthesis class F protein
Exons: 5
Coding region: 20-781 (253 amino acids)
Biological process (GO): GPI anchor biosynthetic process
Cellular component (GO): endoplasmic reticulum membrane
Source: RefSeq, a predicted model, not a curated record